This is a messenger RNA of Purpureocillium takamizusanense, 1040 nucleotides long. RefSeq lists its product as uncharacterized. The record is from RefSeq and is a predicted model, not a curated record. Lineage: Eukaryota; Fungi; Ascomycota; Sordariomycetes; Hypocreales; Ophiocordycipitaceae. The transcript has 2 exons. Bases 17 to 1024 code for a protein of 335 amino acids.
GUGUACCUCGCCUGAAAUGCCUCCGUCGUCGACCUCUCCGUAUCCCCAUGACAGCCCGCUCAAUGCACCUGGGACUGGAGGCGGCCAGACCGUCCAGGUCCACGCCCUGUCGGCAGGCCACUUGACGAUCCCAGAACAGCAGUUCGUUAGUCCAUGUGCCGAAGCAGCGAGGAAAACGGUCCCAUCACUGUGCUUCCUCAUCCAGCACACAUGUCCCAACACCAAAAAGACGACGCGGAUUGUGUUUGAUCUCGGCUUGCGGAGGGAUGUCAAGCGCUAUGCACCGCCCAUUCAGCGUCAUAUCGAGACCCGACAGCCCAUGACCACGAACCCGGACGUCGUCGAAAGCUUACAAAGGGGUGGGCUUUCCGCGGACGACAUUGACUACGUGGUGUACUCGCAUGUGCAUUGGGAUCACGUCGGUGAGCCACGAGACUUUGUCCGCAGCACCUUUGUCGUCGGCAAUGGUUCAUUGGACCUGCUCUCUGGAGACUCGACCAACCUCAGAGGCGGGCACUCGUUUUUCGAAGCAGACCUUCUUGAUCGCUCACGAACCAUUGAGCUUUCGAGCCCAGGCACAAAAGGCCCCUCUCAAUGUCUGGACGGCGGCGAUGUCAAGCGGAGCGUGAACUUUGCCGGGCCGUGGCGCGCAUUCGGUCAUCUGCCCUCGACGCUCGACGUGUUCCGGGACGGCAGCGUAUACAUAGUCGAUGCACCCGGCCACCUGAGAGGUCAUAUCAACCUCCUUGCUCGCACGCAGACUGAAGACGGCGGCUGCCAAUGGGUCUAUCUUGGCGGGGAUGCCUGCCACGACCGACGCAUCCUCCGCAAGGAGAGAGCAAUCGGCGAAUGGGUCGACGCGCAUGGGUAUACGUGCUGUAUCCACGAGGAUCGUGCUCAGACGGAGGCCACCUUGCACCGCAUCCGAGUACUGGAGGAGCAGGGUGUUGAGGUCAUACUGGCUCAUGAUGUAGAGUGGGAGAGCGAUGAGAGGAAUCGUAAGCGCUUUUUUGGUGCUUCUUGAGCCCAUUCAUGCUGCG